AUGCAAUUCAAACUCUUGACUCUCGCUCUCUUUGCCAGCUUCUUUGCUACUGGUUUUACCGCACCUAUCUAUCCUGGAUUAACAGAAGCAGAAAGUAUAUCUAUCAGCCCACUCGUCCAAACUUUGGGACUUACAGACCCGACUAAAGAACAAGCUGAUUGUAUAGGCAAGGUUGCAAAAAAUUAUAAACAUUUGUUUUUCGAUGGUGUGGCUACACUUCCAGCAUUUGCAAAUAUAACCAAAGCCAAGUUUAAUGAAUUAUACCAAAAAUGUCUCCAAAAUCUAAUAGGUUUUAAAUAUAGCGAUGCUCAUGGUGUUAGUCGUGGCUUACAGUGA
Rhizopus microsporus ATCC 52813 is the source of this 336-nucleotide messenger RNA. RefSeq lists its product as uncharacterized. The transcript has a single exon. The record is from RefSeq and is a predicted model, not a curated record. NCBI's taxonomy places the organism in Eukaryota, Fungi, Mucoromycota, Mucoromycetes, Mucorales, Rhizopodaceae. Bases 1 to 336 code for a protein of 111 amino acids.